UUAGCUUCCACAGCAAUGAGUCCUUCACUGCUCAAGCUUGGUGCUGUCCUUAGUACCAUGGCUAUGAUUUCUAACUGGAUGUCCCAAACGCUCCCGUCACUGGUAGGACUGAAUACCACCAGGCUGUCCACUUUUAACAAGCUAACUCAAAUCAGUCCCAAGGAAGGGUGGCAGGUUUAUAGUUCCGCGCAAGACCCCGAUGGACGAUGCAUUUGUACCGUGGUCGCCCCAGAACAAAACUUAUGCUCCAGGGAUGCUAAAAGUAAGCAGUUAAGGCAACUGCUUGAGAAGGUUCAGAAUAUGUCUCAGUCCAUUGAAGUUUUAAAUCUACGGACUCAGAGGGAUUUCCAGUAUGUUUUGAGAAUGGAAACACAAAUGAAAGGACUGAAGGCUAAGUUCCGACAAAUUGAAGAUGACCGGAAGACCUUAAUGACCAAGCAUUUUCAAGAAUUGAAGGAAAAGAUGGAUGAUCUUCUACCACUGAUACCAGUUCUGGAGCAGUACAAAACGGAUGCCAAGUUAAUCACCCAGUUCAAAGAGGAGAUCAGAAACCUGUCUUCGGUACUUACUGGAAUCCAAGAGGAAAUUGGCGCUUACGAUUAUGAGGAGCUACAUCAGCGAGUCCUCAGUUUGGAAACCAGGCUUCGGGAUUGCAUGAAAAAACUAACCUGCGGCAAAUUGAUGAAAAUCACUGGUCCCAUUACAGUCAAGACAUCUGGAACCCGAUUUGGAGCUUGGAUGACAGAUCCAUUAGCAUCCGAGAAAAACAACAGAGUCUGGUAUAUGGACAGUUACACCAACAACAAAAUUGUCCGCGAAUACAAAUCCAUAGCAGAUUUUGUCAGCGGCGCAGAGUCCAGGACAUACAAUCUCCCUUAAUGGGCAGGAACCAAUCAUGUUGUCUACAACGCUCUCUAUUUCAACAAGUAUCAGAGCAACAUCAUCAUCAAGUAUAAGCUUUGAUAUGGGCAGGUGCUUGCUCAGCGCAGCCUGGAGUACGCUGGCUUUCACAACGUCUACCCUUACACCUGGGGCUUCUCGGAUAUCGAUCUGAUGGCCGACGAGAUAGGUCUGUCUGUCUACGCAACCAAUCAGAACGCCGGCAACAUUGUCAUCAGUCAGCUGAACCAGGAUACCUUAGAAGUGAUGAAAACCUGGAGCACCGGGUACCCCAAGCGAAGCGCCGGGGAGUCUUUCAUGAUCUGUGGCACCUUGUACGUCACCAAUUCCCACUUAACCGGAGAGGUCUACUAUUCGUACUCGACAAAAACCUCCACGUAUGAAUAUACAGACAUACCUUUUCACAAUCAGUAUUUCCAUAUAUCGCUUGACUACAAUUCCAGAGAUAGAGCUCUCUAUGCCUGGAAUAAUGGGCACCAAGUCCUAUUCAACGUCACUCUUUUCCACAUUAUUAAAACAGAAGAUGACACAUAG
Thamnophis elegans (Western terrestrial garter snake) is the source of this 1434-nucleotide messenger RNA. It is a transcript of the gene OLFM3, whose product is annotated as olfactomedin 3. Gene Ontology annotation, biological process: signal transduction. Lineage: Eukaryota; Metazoa; Chordata; Lepidosauria; Squamata; Natricidae. The record is from RefSeq and is a predicted model, not a curated record.